Agrilus planipennis (emerald ash borer) is the source of this 1041-nucleotide messenger RNA. RefSeq lists its product as uncharacterized. The record is from RefSeq and is a predicted model, not a curated record. The transcript has 2 exons. The coding region runs from base 16 to 672 and encodes 218 amino acids. Lineage: Eukaryota; Metazoa; Arthropoda; Insecta; Coleoptera; Buprestidae.
AAUGACGGUAAUGUCAUGUGUUACUGGCCAGGUUAUUUAACAAUCAGCCCCUAUAACAAAGUUAUUAAAGUAACAUUUUCUAUUGUAGAUUAUAGCAACUAUUUCAGUUGUAAUCCGGAAUCGGAUAAACUAAACUUAGUUCUUUCUGGAAAUAUUCCGGAUGAUAUUCUAACUACCAAUUCCUAUAUCCUUGUACCGAUCCAGGCAUCUCGAGCAACCGCUGAUUAUGUAGGGACCACGGUUGUUGUGGUAGAUUUAUCAAAUAUUAUUGAACCCGGAGUAUCAUCCCCUGUUUUCGCUUCGUCGUACUAUUUAGUAACGUACACUGUAAAUGAAGAUGGCAGCGAUAGUAUUAGUGGCGAAACGUCGAUAACUUUAAAUGACAACGAUUACCAAAAUACUAACUUCUCUUUAGCAGGAGAAUACAGAACAUUCUUUGAACUUGAUUAUUCAAAUAACCAAAUUAAUUUAAUAUUACUCGGUGAUUUGCCGGAAGAUGUUCUCUACAAUACAGAAUUCGCUCUACUUACUGUAACGGCAACUCGUAAUGGUGCAGAAGCUAAUGGGAAUACGGUUAUUGUUAUAACACUGCCAGGAGAGCAAUGUACAAUAGGUUCGAAUUUCACAAUCUGCUCUCGUUUUUCGUAUUAUUCAAAAUUCAUCGUCUUGUAAGGGCUCGUAUUUGGCAAUAUCCUGCUGAUACUUAUCAGUAAUGCAGAAUAAAGCAGCACUACCAAAACUAAUUAGCGGUGAAUUUAGUUUUGAUAUAAUAACGCAUAUACGAUUAAUUUGUGGAAUUUUAUAUUGAACUUAAUCUACUUUACAGCUUUAAUUACACUACAGUCGACUCUCGAUAAUUCGAAACUAGAGGGACUCUAAAAUAUUACGAAUUAUCGAGUGUUUGAAAUACCAAAUGGUUCGAAAUAUAAUCUUUCGAACUUUUAAUCUGUAUACAACGAAAAACUAACAAUAACUAAAACAUAACUAAACAAACCAAUUCGUGCGGAAGUGUGUGUCAAACUGAUCAUAACAAAAACAAAG